Molecule: messenger RNA, 1067 nt
Organism: Cavia porcellus (domestic guinea pig)
Lineage: Eukaryota; Metazoa; Chordata; Mammalia; Rodentia; Caviidae
Gene: Fxyd4
Product: FXYD domain containing ion transport regulator 4
Exons: 6
Coding region: 493-942 (149 amino acids)
Biological process (GO): regulation of sodium ion transmembrane transporter activity; potassium ion transmembrane transport
Cellular component (GO): membrane
Molecular function (GO): sodium channel regulator activity
Source: RefSeq, a predicted model, not a curated record
UUUUAGGCUCAAUAAAUAGUUCACAUAACUUCUAAGGUCACUGAGCCCAGAGAGUUUAAGGGACCUGGGCUGAUGGCUGAGUUCCGUGAUCCUACCCAAUGACAGCAAUGGUGGCUGCAGGGCAGACCCCAAGUAACACCAGCCAGACUGACUCCGAUGUGCACAGGCCUAGGUCACUAGGGACAACUAGAGGGGCUGUGGGUGGAAUCACGCCCACAGCGAGGCAGGGGCGUGCGUGGUGCCAUCUGGGGGCCUAAAGCAGGGCUGGGAACUCAGCCCAGCACCCCCUGCCCACCCUGGGCCCCAGCUCACACGCCUCUGCAACAGCCCUGGCUUCUGGGCUCAGGCUGCCACCCCAGCCCCAGGCCUUUGUGAAUGUCCAGGGCUCAGACCUCAACUGGCUCAGACCGCAGCGCUGACCUUGACCAUUCUGGCUACCCCUCCCUGAAUUCCAUUGGGCUCCUCCUGUGACACACCUAUGAUCCACAGAUCAUGAGCAAGUUUUCAGGGAGUGGGAUUACUGUAGAUUUCAACUUCACUGUCCAAGUCCCGCUGCCUUCAGUAAGCUACCCCGCAGGGUGCCAGGCAGAGGCCAGCCUCUCCAGACCGAAGAAGAGGCAGCCUCUGUGGCCAAGCCAGAAGGUGACCCACCACUCAGUCCCACGUCUCCACCAGUCCUGCCCACAGCCCUGCUCACAGGAAGCCAUGGAAGCAGCAACCCAGGCCUUCCUCCUGGCACUGGCAGGCCUGCCCGUCACGGAAGCCGGUGACCUGUUUGACUGGGAGAGCCUGCAGCUGGGUGGUACGAUCUUCGCGGGGCUCCUGUGCAUCGCGGGGUUCGCCUGGGCCCUGAGUGGCAAGUGCAAGUGCAAGCAGAGCAAGGAGCCCAGCCCUCCACCCAAGGGCACCUCACUCCUCAACGCAGGUGCCAGUGGCUGCUGAGCUAAGGACCCACAGGGGGGCACUCACUGCCCACUGCCUCGAUGCCAGCUCCCUCCCAGAGCUCAUCUGUCUAUUAAAUAGUCCCCCCUCUGUGCUCAUCUGUCUAUUAAAUAGUCCCACCUCUG